Messenger RNA from Perkinsus marinus ATCC 50983, 309 nucleotides. RefSeq lists its product as hypothetical. Lineage: Eukaryota; Perkinsozoa; Perkinsida; Perkinsidae. The annotation marks the transcript as partial. The transcript has a single exon. The record is from RefSeq and is a predicted model, not a curated record.
AUGCAAUAUGGCACCAACGACCAGAGCGCUUACAAUUUCGAGAAGCAUGCAGAUGAGAUUCGUGACCUUAAGAGUAAAUGGGAGAGGGAAGCGAAGCAACUUGAGGUCGGUUUCGAACUGCUUGAAAUUCGCAAAAUGGUGGUGAAAAAAGCGCGCGCCCGUGACUAUCAGGUUACGCGGGAUACUUCGGAAGCUGACGCGGAGUGGCAGAGUAAAUUGGAUGCCCUGAAGGAGCAGAAGCAGGAGAAGGAAGCGAAGCUCGACAAAAUUGAGGAGAAAAUGACGGCUAGUGUGGCGGCUUUGAAAGAG